GAUGUCCCUCAUUCCGCUGCGAGCAGUUGCUGGCGUGGUUUGCGCGCGCCACUAGCUUUGUUAUUUUAAUUUUCUGUUAUAUUACUUCAUUAUGAAUAGUACGGAAUUGACUGAAGUGUGCCGUUUGUGCCCCAGCACUCACGGAUUGUUGAAUAUAUUCGAUGGAGGACUCUCUGCGACGUAUAAUAUGAGGGAAGUGAUUCUGAUUACAACUGGAAUUGAGAUAUCGGAGACCGACAUGGUUUCAAAGAGUAUUUGUGAAAAAUGUUUCAACAUAACUCUCAAGAUGUUUCAAUUUAGGCAGGAUGCCUUAAAGCAAGACAGAGAGUUAAAGGAAAAAUGUGUUAGGCUGUUAGUUAAGGGUAUAAAACUACCAAAUACGUGUAUCACGAUCAAGAAAGAAAGAACAGAACCAAAAGCUUUGGGCAGACAGAUGAAGCAAGAAUUGAUGUCUCCGCCCUUGCCUAAAUCUGAAAUUUUCAGUGAUUUGAAAAGAAAAAGGGAACUUCAUUCUUCGGUGGCCGACAUAUACAAAACAUAUCCUCAUUUAAAGUUACCCAAAAAGUGUUUUGCCGAUCACAUGGCUCCGGUAGUUUCACUGGCUAUGGGCCAGGUAGAACAGUAUUUUAGAUCUGCCAAAUUAGACAUGCGCAAGUUUAUUUAUCGGCCUCGCUCCAAAGUCAACAAUAUGGCGAAAAAGAGAACCACGGUACUAAAGCAGAAGACAGUGACACCGCUGAAGAUCAGCAAGAAAUUGUUCGAAAUAAAUGAUGGCGAUAACAGACGAAAUUCAUGUAGCGACUAUGUUUGUUCUUCUGUCGAUAAAAACAAAAAAAAGAGGUCCCUUUCAGAAGAGAAUGACCAUCUUGCUCCACCUAAUAAAGAAAAACGAUGUUCUGACCAAGUGAUUGAUAAAGUUGGUUCUGAACAUGUAGACGCAGUGACUGAAACACGAGCACAAGUAGAAAAUGUAAUAAAAGAGACUGAAUUAUUACAACCGGUAAUACCACUAAAAUCUGUUGAACAGCCAGCGGAAGUUAUGUCUGAGGUAGCUGUUAUAUCGUCGCCUGAAGGAAGCGAUACCAGCAAUAGGUUCACGACUGCAGCUUCUACUGCCAAACCCGAUUUUAUUGAGUCCUUAGGACUAACUCCUACUGUCACAACUUUAAAAUCUCAAACUCUACACAUUUGUAGUGUGUGCGGUAGCGUUCACUCAACAGUCUUUGACUUAAAACGACACUCGCGUAAACACAUGGUAUGCCAGUUCUGUAAGCUCAAGUUUAAAACAUUGGAGAGCAAACAAAAUCAUAUCGACCAAGAAUGUCACAUGAAGAGAAUCAUGAACGCUGGCGUAGUUGUGAGGAUAGAAAAAAUAGACUUUAAUAGGAAGGUACGAGAGAAAUACAAGAAUGCUUUCAUGGAUUUCCCACCUUUAAUGCCCUUGGAAAGGGAAGAACUAGAAAUUAACUUAGUGGAACAAACUACGGAGGAACCUAAAGAACCAGAACAAGCUCUUCAACCAUCGGAAGAAGCUCCCGCUCUCGAACAACAGGAUAAAGACGCUUCAGUUGAUGUUAUAGUUCUUUCCGAUGAAGAAACUUCAGUUCAACCUGUAACUCACCCAAACAUCGCAGCGGCAACAGAGAACUUUGUUCAGAACUCCUCUGUAGUUAGGCCGGACGUCAGAAUCAAAAACAAUUCACUCUUGAAUUUUCUCGCGCCAAACGUCACUGAUGUAAAACUAGUAAAGAAUCUUAUAGACUUGACCAAAUCUCAAUGUGUAGAGAGCAAGGAAAAGACGGUUCAAACGGACCUUCCCUCGAACAAAAACGUUAUAAUUCAUAAUUCCGAGGGUACGUGCUCGUUUAAGAAUCUCAAGGAACAGCUGAAGGUGUAUAAAGUGCCUGUAAGUAUUCAUAACGGAUCAUUCAGCAUUUCGUACAUGUUUAAACCGAUCGAGAUCCCGAGAAGAAAAAUGGCGUCGUGGGAUCAGCUUCCAGUGAAUGACGUUGAUGACAUUGGAAUGAUUCCUAUUACGGCACAAGUUAAUACACAAUUGACGCCAGUUACUACCAAUAAUGAUCCGAAUAUUUCAGGAGCUGUACAGAAUCCUGCGAUGCCGCAUCAGCAGAAUAUUGUGUCGCAAAACACGUCGUUUUUAACGAACACUGUCGUGCAUAUCAUGCCAUCUCUUCUGCCAGUUGCGACCAGUACCCACAAUCAAAACCCGGCUCCUGUAAUACAACAACUGUCGUUUUCGGUCGUACCUCCAUUUAGUCCCGGACAGGAAACCAUAAAAAACUCUACGAGUAUUUCUUCAACAUCUGUAAAUUCAAAUAACACCACUAAUUCUUUGUCUACAUCUUCAAAUUCAACUGUAGGUGUUAAGAGUGCUAGUUUGAACACUACUAAAAACCGUAAUAGGUCCCCGUUAACAUUUAAAAAACCUUCUAACUCUCGUACUGCUGUUCGAACUCCACCUAGGGCCAAUAACGUUAUUCCUGAUGCCAACUCCAAGUUUCGUGUUAAAAACGUAUGGGAGUUGCAGUAAGCUCUGAUAAGAAAGUUAUUUUGAAAGUUUAUUUUGUUAUUUAUAAUUUCGCAUUGGAGGCACAUUAUUAAUUAGGAGGUCAAUUCCGUAAGUUUUAAUAAGAUCGAUACUGAAUAGAUUGAUGUCCUAUGUUUAGUUUUGUAAUAGAUCGAGUAAAGACAGACUUUAACAUUACCAUGUCGGGAUAAUGUUAAACAACUAAGGGCUGUCCAACAAGUUAGGGAAGAUUUCGACAGAUGACAUCCUAAAAAUGACAUGAAGUAAAUUUUACUUGCCUGUGAAUUAAACUGACAGAUACAACUGUCACUGUAAAGGAUCCUUUUGUUGGACAAACUACAAUCGCUAUGACUAAAAUAUGACCAUUACCAAAAUACCGUUUGACGUCUUCAUUUACAUUAGGUACCGUUACACACUGUUAUAUUUUAAAAUGCCGUUAAUUAUGUGAAACUAUGAUCAUUUUUUGUGUUUUGCUUGUCGAUAAUAUAGAUUUAUCUAGUUAAAUAUGUUAUUUGAUAUUUCAAUUAUUAUUUAAAAUAUUUUAAUAGUGUAUGUUUUUAUACGACGCAUCUACAAAAAAUAACCUAUAUUAAGUCAUCAUUCUCAAUUUAGGUCUGGUUUGAACUGAUAUGUUUUGAUCUUUUCUCUGUAUUUCCUUAGCUUAGAUAUCUUAAUUUUAUAGUAAUUCUCUCUGAACUUUCGACAUCAGAAACGGGUCUUAAUUUUUUUCAUUAUUUUAAUAACUUGGUGCCCUUAAAACAGACUAUAUUUAAGAAAGACCGACCCACAGAUAAUUUACUCUCAAGUUAAUUUUCACUGACCACAAAAUAAUUGACAGCAUUUUAGUACACAUUGGUUAAAGUCAAAGUGAAACUAAAUAUUAAUUAUAAUUUUCAUAGACUAACAUCAUUAUUUUGUAACACUGGCCUUAAAUGGAAAGUUUACAUGAGAGAUAAAGUUUGUCCGUUAAUAUUUUAUGAUUUGUUUAAUGUAAGAAUUUAUACUUAUUUUUGAAUUUUAUUUUCUAUUAUAUUAUCAGUCAUAUGUUGUAUUAUUUAGGAAUAUUUAGCUGAAAUAUUGCGUAUUAUGACCAAUAUUGGGGGUAUUCUUUUUACCCUUUUUAAGUGUGUUAAAUUCAGUUCAACUAAGAUACUUACUCAUCUUAACUGUCUCAGUAAAUCUAGCAUGUUCUAUUUACUUGUCAUAAAUUGAGUUUGAGGUGAGAUAAAAUCCCCCCCUGAACUGUUCUUUUUACUUUUUAUUCAUCUUAACUCAUCUCAAUUUGUAUUAUCUUAUUAUAUCUAGUAAUGAGAUAUACUAAGAUUUCCUGUAGGUAAAAAUAAUACAGGUAUUGCUAAGAAAAUGGUGUAACUAACCUCUAAUCAAGGACAACAGAAAAAGAAUAAUUUUAAUUAUACACAGAAAGUGUGUAUGUCGUUAAUUUUAUUUAUUAUUAUUGGUGACCUCUUUGUCAUUUACAUUCUGUUGUUAGUUACUUUGAUAUCUGUAUAUCAUCUUGUAUAUGUAAAUGCAAAGUUUGAUGUCGUUAAAUUUAUUUAGAUAAAAUGAACAAUUUCUUCGAUUUUUUCUUUCUGUAUUUAUAAAAAUAUACAGUAAUUUCUGUCUAAAUAAUAACUAGUGAAAUAACAGUGAUUUGACGUUCGAUUGGUUUAUUUAACAACUUUUGAAUUGUAUAAUUAAUAUUUUUAUAUAAAUAAAAAACGUUAAAGCAAUAUAUAAAUACUUAGAAUGUAAAACAAAAUUUGUGAUAUCUUUUUAGGUAUUAAAAAACGGUUAUAGUUAGUUUAUUCUUUAAUAUGUUUUUAGAUUUAAUUUUUGAUAAAUAAAUGUUUUUUUUGUACAUUUUUCUUUUAGUUCUAAUUGUCCUAAAUAUAUUUUUGCUGUUAAAACUUAUAACACUCCAAUGGCUAAAGAAUACAAGGACGCGUAACGCCCAUAUACGGGCUGGAGCAGAGUUUGUGCUGUUUAGACGCCAUCAUUUUGGAGCCUACAGAUGAGUCACAGGCUCGUCAACAGCGACAAUUUUAGCGAUUUUUAAUAGUUUGUGUGUAGUGAAUAUUGUAUAAACUUUAUUACGAUGGUGAUUUGUUUAGUUUUCAAGUGUAAAAGCCGCAACGAUAAGAGCCAGAAGUUUUGUUUCAUAGGUAAAUAGACAGUCCAGUCCAACUUUUUAGCGUUUUCUUAUUGAAUUUGAUAAUUAUUUUUCUGAUAUUAUGUAUGUACUUGAUAUGUGCUAUACGUCGAUACUAGUUUCGUAUCUUUUGUUAACAUUUUAUUACGUUUUUUUUAUAAUUAAUUAGUAUGAUACCACCUAAAAAAGCAGCAAACACCAUAGGCGUAAUCAAAACAUUUGUGAAAAAUAUAAGUAUCUCUUCAAGCAGCUAAGUUAAUAAAAAUAAAAAUAUGUAGCCACGGCACUAUUUGGAGCCAUGGUAACAAUUUGGUCUGGGGUGUUAUUUGUCCUUGUAUUCUUUAGUCAUUGUAACACUGUAAUUAUGACGUCACCAUAUAACGACAUAAUUUUAAUUUUAUACUCCGUCUUUUUUGUACGCCUGGUAGACAGUAGAAUUUUUUUUUAUUAUAAGUAAUAAUAUAUAAUAUUCUAUCUUUGUUAUCAGUAUUAUACAUUGCAAAUACCGUAUGAUAAAAAAACGGCUGGGAAAUGACGAUCGUUGACAUUUCCCAUAUAAAUUAACAGCGAUCUUCAUUUCAUAGCCAUCGCUGACGCCGUUUUUUCUCGAUCAUACGGUACCUAGACUACAAUAUUACGUAUAUUCACAUACUUAUUUAACUGUACUCAGUAUAAAAUAAUAUACUCGAUAUUUUCAAUAAAUUGAAUUAGAUUCUAAGUUUAGUAAGA
Sitophilus oryzae (rice weevil) is the source of this 5429-nucleotide messenger RNA. RefSeq lists its product as uncharacterized. The transcript has 3 exons. Lineage: Eukaryota; Metazoa; Arthropoda; Insecta; Coleoptera; Curculionidae. Gene Ontology annotation, cellular component: nucleus. Bases 92 to 2551 code for a protein of 819 amino acids. The record is from RefSeq and is a predicted model, not a curated record. Gene Ontology annotation, molecular function: zinc ion binding.